CCGAGCAGCAGCAGCUCCCUCAGACCGUCGCUGCGGUCCCUCACAGCGGACACACAUCCACAUCAUCCCCGCGUCCUCGGCUUCUGCUGUGCGGCUCCGAGCUGGAGGCUGAACGGUCCGGAGAGGGCUACGGCGGUGCGGCCAUCUGCGGACAUGAGGACACCUGAUACGGCGGCUUCUUGCGAAAGGCGGACCGGGAACCGUGUCGAUUUUCACCGUGCAAAAGAAUCGUCAUGACCCUUUUCCUGCAGACCAGCCACUCUUUGUCUGAGGGACCUUGGCUCGUUUUGGUUUCUGGACUUAUCAACGCAGGGAUGAGAUAAUAAAGUCAACCAGCUGGUACAUGCUGCUACAACAAUUCUUGCAGCACUUGUAAACCCACCCCACCCUGCCUCCAGCCCCUCCCUGACGGAAAUUAAUCUCAACGGUCGAAACAUGACAACACCGGCUCUCCUGCCGCUGUCGGGCCGCAGGAUACCCACUCUGUCGCCGGGUGCCUCCUCCUUUCCGCACCACCGAGCUACGCUGAGGCUCUCCGAGAAGUUCAUCCUCCUCCUCAUUCUCAGUGCCUUCAUCACCCUAUGUUUCGGGGCCUUCUUCUUCCUCCCGGACAAUUCCAAACACAAGCGCUUCGACCUGGGCUUGGAGGAUGUGCUCAUCCCUCAUAUUGACUCGCCUAAAGAGGGGAAGCAUGUGUCUGGACAGGUGGUCAUACAUGGACAGGGAGGACAUGACGAGCACAGGCAUAGGGAGGAGGAGGCGAGCCUGCGGGACAAGAUACGGGCAGACCACGAGCGAGCGCUGCAGGAGGCAAAGGAGAAGCUAAGGAAGUCACGUGAGGAGCUGAAGGCUGAGAUCCAGACAGAAAAAAACAAAGUGAUGGAGGACCUGAAAAAGAAGGAUCAAGGGCCUAAACCUUUGCCACCUGUCCCGAUGCCAAAAGUGGUGGGUGUCAGUGACGGAGAACCACCCGAGCCUGACGUCAAAGAGAAACGAGACAAGAUCAGAGAGAUGAUGAAACAUGCGUGGGACAGCUACAGACAGUACGGCUGGGGUCAUAACGAGCUGAAGCCACUCGCCAAGAAGGGACAUUCCACUAAUAUCUUUGGUAAUUCCCAACUAGGGGCCACCAUUGUGGAUGCCUUAGACACUCUGUACAUCAUGGGUCUGCACGAUGAGUUCAAGGAUGGACAGGAGUGGAUUGAACAGAACCUUGACUUUGGUGUGAAUUCUGAGGUCUCAGUGUUUGAGGUCAACAUUCGUUUCAUAGGAGGACUGCUGGCCGCCUACUACCUCUCUGGACAGGAAGUUUUCAAGCUGAAGGCGGUCCACUUAGCUGAGAAGCUGCUCCCUGCCUUUAACACUCCCACAGGAAUCCCCUGGGCCAUGGUCAACCUGAAGAGUGGCGUUGGUCGUAACUGGGGUUGGGCGUCAGCAGGAAGCAGCAUCCUGGCUGAGUUUGGGACUCUUCAUAUGGAGUUUGUUCACCUCACGUAUCUGACAGGGAACCCGGCCUACUACCAGAAGGUGAUGCACAUUCGGAAGCUGCUCGCCAAAAUGGAUCGACCCAACGGGCUCUACCCCAACUACCUGAACCCCCGUACGGGCCGCUGGGGUCAACAUCACACCUCAGUUGGAGGACUUGGGGACAGUUUUUACGAAUACCUGCUGAAGGCGUGGCUCAUGUCAGACAAGACGGAUACAGAAGCCCGCAAGACUUAUGAUGAUGCCAUCGAGGCCAUUGAACGCCACCUGAUACGCAAAUCCAACGGCGGUCUGACAUUCAUUGGUGAGUGGAAGAACGGCCACCUGGAGAGAAAGAUGGGCCACCUGGCGUGCUUCGCCGGCGGCAUGUUUGCGUUGGGCGCUGAUGGUUCACCCGACGACAAGGCCGGGCACUACCUGCAGCUGGGAGCCGAGAUCGCACACACCUGCCACGAGUCCUACGACAGGACGGUGCUGAAGCUCGGCCCGGAGGCCUUUAAGUUUGACAGCGGGCUGGAGGCGGUGGCAGUGCGGCAGAAUGAGAAGUACUACAUUCUGCGACCAGAGGUCAUUGAGACCUACUGGUACAUGUGGCGGUUCACCCACGAUCCUAAAUACCGGCAGUGGGGCUGGGAGGCAGCACAGGCCAUUGAUAAGUACUGCAGGGUGAGCGGCGGUUUCUCGGGAGUGAAGGACGUCUACUCCUCCAACCCGACCUACGACGACGUGCAGCAGAGCUUCUUCCUCGCAGAGACGCUCAAGUACCUGUACCUGUUGUUCUCCAGCGACGACCUGAUGCCGCUGGAAAGCUGGGUCUUCAACACGGAGGCUCACCCGCUUCCUGUUCUCCACCUGGGCAACAUCACGCUGCCCGGCAGCGAGCCGGCUCAGCAGUAGAUGGACAGACCGAUCUCCCUUCGCCAACGGCACCAGGGGGCGCCACAUGUCUGCCCGCCUGCCCCAAAAAAACAAAAAACGAAAAAAAUCACCCACCAACACUGGACAAACUUACAUUCUGAUCUACAGACUCUCAACUGCGUUCGGACUGCAGACAUCGACAGGAGACGGAGCGAUAGCCUCCAGCACAGAAGAGAGGUUCUGAGGUUCUCCCACAGAAGAAGAGAGGUUCUCUUCUUCUGUCUUUAAAUCUUUGACUUUUUCUCUCCAUCGCUCUGUCUUCUCUGCUCAGAAGGACGGUGGGUGCGCUGCUCAGCCUCAAGUUUGGCUUGAACAAAACUCUUUUCUCUGAAGGACCGAGCUCCAAAGCUGGUGGCUUGACUUAGUUUUUUGUUAUCAUUUUUUGUGUUUAAUUUGACCAAACUUUGCUCCUGCACAGACUGGAGGCACUGCGAGUGCUCUGUGGGGUUUUGUGAAGGACAAUGCAGUCACUUUGACACUGGGCCUGAUGGAGCUGUCACUUUUCCACACAGACAGACUUGAGGACUUUACAGGGUCUGUUAAUAAAGUGUGAUAUAUUUUUGGGGGGGGUGGAAAAAUCCUGAAUGGGGACACAGGGUUGAAUCAAAGCCCUCCGUUUCUCCUGACCCGACCCACUCCCGGUGUGAUGGUCAUCAGAUGAACUUUGACCCGGAACUGUCAGCAGCUCGUCACUUCCUCGGUGUCAGAGCGGGUUUUGGCAAAUCUCCCCACCUCCUCAGAUCCUUGUAUUUUCAGCAAAGCGGACCAGAAACAGCAGCAGGCCUCCCUCCAUCUUCACCACUUCUCAACACCUUUCCCGUUUUCUCCUACACUUUCUCCUCCAGUUGGACACAUCACCCCUAAACCAUUCUGCUGCUACUCGAUUGGAUGCUGCUUUUUUUAUCUCUCACAUUUUUUUUAUCAAACCAUCUUUAUUUCAGCACUUCUCUCAUCUCUCCUGUCUGAUUCUUUCCCACCUUUUCAUAAAUCACAUCACAUCAUUUUCACACCAUUCAAGGCUUGAACCCGACCAUGCUUCCAUAGGAGUGUGUGUGUGUGUGUGUGUGUGUAAGAGUGUGUGUGGUGGUUAAAAUAACCCUUACUGUAAAUCAAAAGUUUGUGCACUUUGUAUGGGAAGAGGAGUGUGGAGGUGUAGCACUGGAAGAGCUGAAUUAACGAAGAUGGCCAAUUCCACAAAAUACUCCUUUCGACCUUGUAUCACUGCUCUGCCACCAAAACUGAAGGCUUCAUUAACCCACUGCGCUGUUAAAAAUCCACAAUCCUACUUUCAUUUUCUCUUCUCUCGUCUCCUUCCUCUUAAUCUCUGUGUCACUUCUCCACCAGAAGAAGAUUUAGAACUUUCAGGCCUUUAGUCUCAGGGUUUCACACAUUCUUCUGGAAAGUCUGGCAAAGAAUGAAACCGUAUCUCAUAUCACUGAAAUUGGAAGUUUGAAUCGAUUUUAAAUCAUAGUGGAAAAUACUUUUUUUCAUUUUCAGAGAACUAUUCACCUGUGAACCUGCCCCGGGAUCUGACCCCGUUCAUCACAUUGUCCAACAACUAAAUGAAUCAUAUCAUCCAAAACACUUAGAGCAUUAAAACUAUAAAGUAACUGUGGUCGGAGAAAAACAUAGAGUUUCUGGCGUAGGCUGUAAAUAAACAUGGACGACACGUCCCCACUUCCACCCUCUGUACAAAAAUGAAGCUAAUAGAUCCCAGACUUGGGCUCCGCCAUCUUUCUCCCUUAACGUCACAUGCACUCGACCAAUCACAGGUCAGGUCUCAGCUGUCAAUCAUGAUGCUCCACCCCAUUUUUUUUUUUUUUUUUGCAGCUAUAACAAAUACUAAUGUUCACAUGGAGGAGGCAUUAUCAGCCACCAGAGGGCAAUACAGAUUUUUUUGGAGUUUCACUUUUUGUUGUCCCUCUUUAAACACAGGCUUUGGGUUUUACCAUGAUUUGAUACCAUUGUUAAGAAUAAUAUAUUACUAACGUUAUAAAAAUACAGUGAGCUUAAUGAUGGGCUCAGUACACUUGUGAUAUGAACGUUUGUGUUUGUGUGUGUUCAUGACAGAGAGACUGACUGUGUGUUAAAAAUGUGAUUUUUUUUCUAUGAGUUUGUCACCAGAUUGUUUGACAUGAAUCUCGUUUCCAAAAUGCGCUGAACCAGGAAGGUUUAUAUCUGGUUUCCUUCUCGAGCCUUAUUUGCAUUUGUGAUCUCUUGGGUGACACUGUGCUCUUUAUUUGCGGUGUGUUUUUACGAUGUGUUGCGAUAUAAAACUCCUGUCAUUGUUUUUAAUUGCACAAAUUCCCUGUGGUGUGCACAUGGAUUGAAAAUGUUGUCAGAGCUCUAUUCAUGUUGACAGCAGACGAGACAAAAACAACAAGAUGACAGUUCAAAGUAUCAAAUGAUCACUCCCCAAAAAUUUAAUUAAGAAACCCAGACACUCCUACAUACCGAAUGGAAUUUUCUGACACUCACCCUCUGUGUGCAGCUGUUUGUUUGUUGAUAAAGGCGAUCUGUGUGAUCCAGCACCACAGACCAACAGCUCCCACUGUGCUCACAAAUCCGAUUAUAGCUGCAGGAGACCAUCGUCACGUUUGACAGCCGAGUAGGACACAGAUUAUCAUGAUAACACAAUGUAAUAUUGAGAAGUCAUACAAUACGAAAGUAAAAGUUAAAAUCCGAAGCACAACAUGUUAUCAGGAACACGUUUAAACAUUUUCAGCUGUGAUCAGAAAGAUUUAGGACCUGAUAUGUGAAAUGUCUGCAGCAGUAAGGGAGUCAAACUAACUUUUAAGCCAGUUUUUGUAUCACAGUCUGAUCACUUACUAUCUUUGUUAACUUGGCUUUGACCAAGAGUCUGAGAUCAGUUGUAUCAAUCUGCCUUUUUUCUUCCGUUUUAAAUCAAUGAUGUGACACAAAAGGCAUCUGCAGUUUUUUUUGUUUUCUUUUAAGGAAUCUUAUAAAGUGUACGCUCACGAUUCUUUGCUGCCAAGUUCUUCAUUUCUCUCCCUCAUCAUUCAUCCAACAUCAUCUCCAUCCUCCUCUUUCAGCUGAUCUCCAGUCGUCAGUAACAUUUCAGUUUUGGUUCUCCCCCCCCCCUAACACGGUCUCUGACAUCACGCUGACCUCAUCACCUCCUUUAUUCCCAAAAGGAGGCAGCCCAAGGAGAAACCCUUGGGCGGCCAUCGAGUCGCAGGGAGCGACGUUGCUUUUGAAAAUUGAGUGUUCUGUAUUUGUAUUUUUACUGAACUAAAAAAAAAUCAAAUUAAAGUAUCUGUAAAUAAGUUUAAAACUGAGACACAAAGUCAAUAAAGAUGUUAUGAAAAUUGA
Molecule: messenger RNA, 5736 nt
Organism: Limanda limanda (common dab)
Lineage: Eukaryota; Metazoa; Chordata; Actinopteri; Pleuronectiformes; Pleuronectidae
Gene: man1a2
Product: mannosidase, alpha, class 1A, member 2
Exons: 14
Coding region: 436-2382 (648 amino acids)
Biological process (GO): N-glycan processing; carbohydrate metabolic process
Cellular component (GO): extracellular exosome; Golgi membrane; endoplasmic reticulum
Molecular function (GO): mannosyl-oligosaccharide 1,2-alpha-mannosidase activity; calcium ion binding
Source: RefSeq, a predicted model, not a curated record